GAGCCGCCAGCCGCUAGUGUGGCGACGACUCGAGCCUCCACCAUGACGGCCAUCGCUGUCUCCUCGCGGGGCGUCGUCGGCGUCCUGGCGUGCUGCGCGGCCCUGCUGCUGGCCGCCGUCGACGCCAAGGUGUACGGCCGCUGCGACCUCGCCAAGGCCCUGCGGAGCAAGGGCGUCCCGCUGCAGGACAUCGCGACGUGGGUGUGCAUCGGGGAGCGCCUGUCCUCCAUCGACACCUCCACGGCCACGGACCCGGACGACGACGUGGACGGCACGGUGUACCACGGCGUGUUCCUCAUCAGCGACAAGUGGUGGUGCGACAAGGGCAGCAGGGGCUGCGGCGUCACGUGCGAGCAGAUGAAGCGCACCCUCGAGUCUAACAUCGACUGCGCCAAGAAGGUGUUUACCGAGACCAAGCGACUGAAGAAGAACGGGUUCAUGGCUUGGGAGACCCCCUACAACGACUGCCAGCAGCCCGAGUCCUACGUCCAGGGCUGCGCGGGACUCGAAGAGGACCCCAACGGCGAGGACCUGGACCUCACGGUGUUCCAGCGCUCCGGGCUUCCUAAGGACGCGUAGCCGGCAAUCAGCGGCCGACCAGCCGAACGCAUCGCGGCUCGACAUCGAACUCAUUUGCAUCUCAACACCGACCGACUGAUAGAAAUAAUAACCCUGUUUGUGGCUUCAACGACAGUAAAAGCUCCCGUCGACUAUUUAUUCCAA
This is a messenger RNA of Thrips palmi, 723 nucleotides long. RefSeq names its product lysozyme c-1-like. The transcript has 3 exons. The coding region runs from base 43 to 579 and encodes 178 amino acids. The record is from RefSeq and is a predicted model, not a curated record. Lineage: Eukaryota; Metazoa; Arthropoda; Insecta; Thysanoptera; Thripidae.